UAGCCAACCAGAUUCAGGAUUCCACCUCUUCCAGGACACCCGAUUCCAAACAAUCAAGAGGGAUCCCCCGCCUUGCCUUGGCUGCCCCCUCCCCCCGGUUCUGCCCUCUUUAACCUAGUAUGACCUUCGACCUUCCCUAUUGUUUCCCCAGCCUCCAGCCUGCUGCUGGACUACCAGUCAGGUAUCCCGGAUGUUUGACACCGGAGAAUUUCCUUGAUUGUACAACAAGGCAAGAAAAGGAAAAUGAUUGCACCCCCGGCGGCGUUGCCUUUGCUUUUUUUUUUUUUUGCUUAUUUCCUUUUUCUAAUGACGGCUCAUGGGUGAUUGCUUACAUCCUGUUGAAAAAAUCCCCGAGCUCGAAUCACCCACUAACAAAGUACAGUACCUUGAGACAGUAAGCAAGUCGUCGAGCAUCAAUCAAUUGGGUUCGGGUCGUGGGUGAUCCCCGAGAUGAUCCCCCCCCCUCCCUCCGGUGUUUAAUCAUCCUGCGACAUCGAUCGGUG
Messenger RNA from Aspergillus japonicus CBS 114.51, 503 nucleotides. RefSeq lists its product as uncharacterized. The transcript has a single exon. Lineage: Eukaryota; Fungi; Ascomycota; Eurotiomycetes; Eurotiales; Aspergillaceae. The record is from RefSeq and is a predicted model, not a curated record. The coding region runs from base 120 to 398 and encodes 92 amino acids.